CAAUGCAAUCACUGCAGCACCAGGUUUUAGGGUUUAGGGUUUAGGUUUGAAUAUUACAGUAGUGCCAGUGCAGUUCAGGAAGAUCGUUUCGUCCAUUUUGUUUCAUUCUGUGGGCGAUUUGGGAUUAGAUUCUGCGGGCACAAGGAAGAAUUCUGCAGCGGUGUUUAUAUUCACUUGCGGGUAGCACAAGACACCUUGGUGCAUAGUUCUCUAACCUGCAUAUUCCGGCUUGUCUUUGAUUUUGAGGUGCAGAGUUAAAACAGGCCUGGUUGUUGUGCAGUCUCCGUCUGAUGGUGUUGCUCGCAUGAUCAGCUCUUCUACAUGUGAGUGUGGGUGACUUUCUUUGUGGAAACAUUGAUUGUGGUUAUUAGGAGAUGGGUAUCGUUGUGGUGUGCAGAGGGGAACCUGCUUCAUUUUUGGGAACCAAGAUACUAGCAACUAAUUCGCGAGCAGUGAAUUAAGUUGGCCACGAUCAUGCGUCACCCUCCUCAUCCUUGAUAACAGAGGGUGGUCUCAUGCGAUGCAAUGUUUGAUCUUCUUCGGGUGUUCUCGUGUGGGGCUAGGUUUUUUCAAUGGGGUAGGUCGAUGCCGUUGUAGAGCCCUCCGUGCUUAUCUCUGGUGCUGUUAGGAUGCUGACAUUCCCAUUUUGCACGCAGAACCUCGCAAAGAGCUGGCACAGUUUUUCUAUCAUCAUGGUUGACUACUACGUUCUGUCAUUAGCUUCGAUCGAUAGGUUGAAUGGUUUGGUAGGUGGUGUUUGGCUGGAGUUAAACAAAUCCCUCUGCAAGCACUUGAGUCAGGAGCUGCAAGAACAUAAAAAAUUCUUGACGAGGAACUCGGUCAAGCUCCGUUUCCGCCGUGAUGGGAGCUCCAAGCAGCGCGUGGCAAUGCGUAAGCUGUAUGCCGUAAUUAAGCAAGCCGAAAUCUUGGUACAGCAGUGCUGCGGAAGGGACAAAUCGGUUGAUCCGACAUGGCCACACUGGCUGAAGAGAGCACUCACUGUACGAGAAAUCAAAGAAGAUGUGUUUGAUAUCAUUCUUCACCUUCGGUGGUGGACAGCGAUCCUGGAAAUCAUAAUUAUUUCAAGCACGGAUAAAUCUCUUCCUCGAAUGGGGAACGAGAUCGGGUCGCAGAGCGGAUCUUACAGUGAAGAGGAAAGCUUCAUACUAGGAGCUUUGAAGUUUGCUGAUGAAAAGUUUGAGAGAGAUCGGGGUUUGAUCAAAAAAGACCUCAAAGAUGGAGCUAAAAAGGACAGGGACCAUCUAAUUAUAAAGCUAAAAGAUUUUCGAGAAUCAUUUUCUAGUGAACCUGAAACACAUGGCCGCAACUUGUACCUAAUCUCAGCGCAGCUACUCUAUCUUCUGUCGGACAUAGAAGCCCAGACUCAGACGGUCGAUCGCGACUCAGAUUUGAACAGGUUCAAGAUCCUGAGAAACGUAGGACACGGUGGAUCUGGAGUUGUAAGCGAAGUAGAAUGGUGCGAAUAUGUAUGUGCUCUGAAACAAUUCCCGGCGGCGACGUCAACUGCUGACCGACGCGAAUCUGAGAGCUUGAGAAGAUUCCACCAUCCUCACAUCGUGAAAUUUUUUCAUGAUUGGGAAGAGUUCCAACAUUCUUAUAUUCUUAUGGAGGCAAUGCCCACAGAUCUUGAGAAGCACAUGGCAAAUAUGAAGAGCAGGAAGUCUGGUCCAAAGAGGAAACAUUUGAACUCGUUAGAAUCGCCGUUCUCCGUGCCUGUGGCGAUUGAUAUCAUGUUGCAGUUGGUGCGCGGUCUUUGUCACAUGCACGAGCAAGACGUCAUUCACAGAGAUAUUAAAUUGAGAAAUGUGCUUGUGAGACAAGUGCGAGAAGAUGAGGUUUCAGAGCUCGCUUCUCUGGGUUAUUUGCAUGUGAAAUUAGGAGACUUCGGUCUUGUGAGAGAGGAAAUCAAAUCAUCUUAUGAAGGGAAGAUUUCAUUAAAGGCUGGGACAUCCCAUUACCGCGCGCCAGAGUUGUCCGAUGAGGAAUACGUCAAUGGGCCGAAGAAAUAUCCCAAAAAAGCCGACGUGUGGAGCUUCAGCAUCAUGGCAGCAGAAGUUCUGCGUGGGGAAGAGGCUUUCCCUGGAAUUGCAUCACUAGGUGGCCUUGUGGGACAACUGGAAGCAGGUCUGAGACCUAUUUUACCAGUUGACUGUCCAGGUUAUUUGAAGUCGUGUUUGGAGAAGUGCUGGAGGUUCGAUUAUAAAGAUCGACCGAGAUUCUCAGAAGUAUGGAAGAUGCUGAGACUUGCAGAGUUGCAAAGCCUGGGCAUCGUGGACUCCAUUCCGAUGGAAGAUCCACAACCACCGGAGAGGAUCCCAUCAAAUGGAUCACCAGGAUUUUCUAUUCAACCAGGGGAUGUUCGUCAAGAAAUAGCGAAACAAUCGAUGGAGUGGACCAAGUUAUUGAGAUACGUAUUGAAGCUAUUGAAGCUCAAAUUCAGAUUUGCGAAGGAGGAAGUCCCAGAAGGCUUGAUUUGUACAUCCCUAAGGCAAUUAGUUGUAGAGCGCCGUGUUGCUGCUGCUGCAUUCGAGACAAGAAAUUGCUCAGAACAUGACCAGUCCCGCCAGAAAAGGGGGCUGCGGAUAUGUCAUGACGCAACCCCUAAUCUUGCAAAGCAAGGCGCGGGUCCAUCUUGCGCAACCAGGCGUCUUAUGCGGAAAAAGUUGCACGGGUCGAGCAUCACCGCCCUGCAAAGUGCCGGGUCGACUUUGUCAUUGGAGAACUCUCCAGGUCUUUGGCGAAGCUCUGCAUUUGCCUUUGACGUGGAUUUGUGA
Physcomitrium patens is the source of this 2795-nucleotide messenger RNA. NCBI's taxonomy places the organism in Eukaryota, Viridiplantae, Streptophyta, Bryopsida, Funariales, Funariaceae. The record is from RefSeq and is a predicted model, not a curated record.